Messenger RNA from Mercenaria mercenaria, 1185 nucleotides. RefSeq lists its product as uncharacterized. The coding region runs from base 19 to 870 and encodes 283 amino acids. NCBI's taxonomy places the organism in Eukaryota, Metazoa, Mollusca, Bivalvia, Venerida, Veneridae. The record is from RefSeq and is a predicted model, not a curated record. The transcript is spliced from 6 exons.
CAGCAUAACGAGCAGAUUAUGACACCUUUAAAAUUUGUAUUGAUUCUCUACUUGCUCACAUUUUGUUUUUCUGAAGGGCAAAACAUUGAUGACCCAUGUACAUCAGCGACAAUUUUGUAUUCCCUGAAACAAAGAGUGAUUGGAUAUACACUUUCGGCGAAUGAGACGUUUCUCUGCGACUAUUAUAUGAAGGAAGGAUGGUAUAGCAUGGGAAGUUAUGCAAUUGCGUCUUCAGAAAAGCCAUGUGGAACGGUGUUCAAUAUGUACAUGCCAGGAGCACUUCCUAAAGAUGAUAUAAUAUCAGAAAUGAGUGUGUGUUUAAAAGGAGUAAAUGGCACUAUUUGUUCCAAAACAAUCAAAGUGAAAAGAUGCGAAGAGAAGAGAUAUGUUUUUGAUCUUUUUGCGCCAGAUGGCUGCCCUGAAGCAUAUUGUAUCGAGGCUGUUGAAAUGUCAGGCACAACUAAUACAGAAGGAAUGACAGAGACUGCGGGUGUGUCAAACAAAACUAAUAUCACAGAAGGGACGACAAGACCUGUGGGCCUAUCAAACACAACUGAUAUCACAGAUAGAACGACAGAGGCUGUGGGCAUGUCAAACAAAACUGAUAUCAUAGAAGGAACGACAAAGGGCAUGUCAAACAUAACUGGAACGACAGAGAUGGCAACCAGGAGUGAAAAAGAUCACCUAGUAUCUACUCCGCCGCCAGAAGAUUGGAUUAUUGCUAACGUGAGCGCAGUGGCCUUAUUGUUUGUUAUUGUCGGGUUUUUUCUUUACUAUCGCAGAAAUAAAAACCAAUGCUACACUGUUUUGAAAAGACAAUCAACUGUUACUCCGGACGAUGAUACGAUCUACGAAAUAGUCACAUAUUAAGCAAUUGAAAGAAGGGCACUUGUUAAAAAGAUGUGUUAACAAUAUAGCAUUUUUAUGGUUUAGUGACAAUUAUUGGUUUUAAUAUCCUGUUCAGUUACCUUGUUAUAUUAUGUAUAUUUAGUAAAUACAAAAAUGGAUAAAAAAGAGUUUAGUUUCAUAUCUUAUAAAAUAUUAUAUUAGUUAAAUACAUAUGCAUAAAUAUGAAAUGACCAAUGAAGAUAGGUUAUAUAAAUUUAUGUAAAUAAAUAUCAUCAACGAAAUAAACGAAAAAUGUGGAAACAAAGAAAAAGACAAAAAAAUACCGGAAAAGUCUAU